AGAAGAUGAAGCUGUCACCCAAAGCCGCACUGGUAUGGCGUUUUAAUUCAAAACACCGAACCCCGUACCGAAUCGACUACAGAGCGACUCAACUCAAUCGUGGCCGUGAGCGCGUCGAAACCGCACGGCUGCUGCGCGCGCUCCUUAUCAGUCAACAAACUUACGCGUUCGAAAACAAACGUUUUUCAGUGAUGUUUCUCGAGUGACGUUUUGUGAUUAUACAGUGUGAAAAGAAAACUGGAAUUGUGCGCUUACCAAUCAGGCUAGGCGAGCCAUGUGACAGCGUCGGAGCAAAACUAAGAUUUGGUGAUGUGGUUGCUGGCCGCUGUGUUGACGAUGGCGGCGGCGGUGGCGGGCGCGCUACAAUGCCAGGAAGCCCAGCUGCGGUGCGCGUACCGCAGCGGAUGCGGCGCGGCCCUACAGAACUACGAGAUGAUGUGCAGCGACGUACUCACCGAACCCGGGUCCAAGUGCACUAAGGCCUGCGAGUACGCUCUCAUAGCUCUCACAUCUACAGAGGAAGGGAAGGCGUUGAUGAAUUGUAAAUGUGGAGAAGAGUAUUGCGAGCAUGCGAGGAGGCGGAUAGACGUGUGUCGGCCUCAAGUGCUAAAGGGGGCGGCUAACGUGACGUCAUCUUGUCGUCUGUCGCAGUUGGUGUGCAUGGCCGAUGCGCAGUGCGCUGCAGCCUUAGGCUACUACAAGCAGCUCUGCAAGUCCAUGUUCAAAGGGAGGAAAUGCUCGAACCGAUGUCGGAACUCCAUAGAGAUUCUGAUGAAGCAGGAGAAGGCGGCGCCUCUCACCGCCUGCCAGUGCGACGGCAUGGAGGACUACGACUGUCCGCGGAUGCAGAGCAACCUCGACAGGCUUUGCUUCCGGAAACCGCACGAGACCCACACGAAGAAUCAUAAUCACAAAAAGCAUCAUAAAGAAACUGAAAAUGAAGUGCAUCACGGUGCAGCGAGUUUCAGUGCGGGUACUUGGUUUUCAGUGUGUUUAGCCCUUGUUUUAACGUUCAGUGUAAGAUAGGUGUGCGUUUUGUUAAAAUAUUCUAAAGGGUGCCGUCUAUAAUGCAGUAAAAGAAAAAGUGAUGGGUAUUUUGAACAAUGUUAAUCAUAAUCUUGCUAUUUUCUUUCGAGGCUAAUAAUUCCGCUAACUACAGUAAUAUAUACAAAAACUACUUUAUAAGAGUGUAAGUAUAUAAAAAGUAUGUGUAAGUUUUUAUUUGUAAAUAUGUAAAUUAUUCAGUAUUUCCAUACUAUUAAUAAGCUAAGGUGUUUGUUUUAAGUGAGAUCUUAAUAAUGUAAGUACGUAGGCACAGAAAACUUUGCGAUGUUUUCCUUUCUCCGCAGAAAGUGCUAAGGAAAAAGUUAAGUUGGUAGUUUCGAAUUUCUGUAAAAAGGUUCGUUUUUUUCGUGUUCAGCAUAAUGACUUUGAGGCAUGUAAAAUGUAGAAAAAUUAUCAUAGGUCGUACAUUGUCGAUGCAAUAGAAUGGUAUCGAGUUAGUUUUACGCAAGUGUAGGUUAAAUGUAGUGAUACGGCGGGCGUCCGCCCACGAUGCGCCUGCGCUGCCUCCUAAGGGUUGCCAGAUCAAGAAAUCUUAACAUGACAUGGAUAAAAUUUUAAAAUGUCCGGAUUUUGGAAUAGUUGUUGGGAUAAUUACCCUCCUUUCUUACCUCGCCGGACGCCUCCUGUAAAUGCCAAAAGUAAAUGAGGUAAACGCGGUCAAUGCACGAGCCCCAUGUCUCAUGUAAUACCAAUUUCAAAUUAUAUUGUCGCACAAAGUAAACGAUAAAUGUAUUGUCAUGCGCAUGUGUUUAUAUAUGGUUUUUGUUGGGAGUCUGAACAUUACAAGAAUUCUCAGUUAAUACUAUAAAUGUGAAAGUUGUAAGCUUUUUACUCAAUCACGCCUAAACGUACUAAUGUAUUUGGAUGAAAUUUGGUACACAUAUUAUAAUAAUAUUUAGUUUAUUACUACAUACACACAUAUACAUUUAUCCCGAAAAAAAUGUUAGGUCCAUUAAGAUUCUCAAAACACUAACAUAAUGCGAGAGUAGUCGCGGGCGGCCGUUAAUGUGAAGGGAGAAUCCAACCAAUUCCUAUCUUUCAACCCUACGCCUCCUCCUCCGCCGCUAUAAAUACGGCGGCGCCGGUGGUCCGGUGACAAAUGCUGCGCGCGCGCCGACUGACUGAUCUAUCGCCCGCCCCUUACCCUACCCGAUACAGUUCCCUUAGCACGAACCAAUAUCGAAUUCGGUCCGUUUGUGAGUACGAAAUGUCAAUGCCAAAAUUUGUAUGAAAAUUUGCCCAGCACGCUACUUUGGACGUAACGAGAACUGAAAAUCAGUAUACAUUUAACGUAUCUCUAGAUUGAAAUCAACUAUUUGAAUUCGAUAUUGGUUUUUGCUAAGGUUCGUCAACUCUUCCAUCCCUACUAGCUUACUACUACAUACUUCGACAAGCUAUAUGAAUGAGAAUCCUCGUACUGGCCAUCCUAUAUGACACUUAGGUAUACAAAAAUAAAAAAAUAACAAAAGUGGUACUCUACAAUAAUGAAAUAAAGUUAAUGAUUCGCACUUUAUACCCAACCAAUAAGUGUUCUAUUAAAUUAAUUAGGUCACAAUACAAUUUUUAUUGAAAAAUAUAUUAUUAUGGGUACCUGCUCUUUCAUUUUCCGUAUGCAACUUUUAGUCAUGGAAUAAUUUUAUUUCAAUUUUUUAUUAUAAUUUUAUCGUAAAUUUCAUUUUAACACCAAAUGGCAACAAGAACAGCCAAUUGCAAAACGUCGAUAACAGUUCUAUAGAUCCUAUUGUUUUAAGACGAUUAGAAUUUAUCAAACGCAAAAUGAAAAUAAACACCCGCAAAAUACCAGCAGAAAUACUGUUUACAAAAAAGCACUGAAAUAGUUCAAAAUAUUGCCAGUCAGGGAUUAUGUAUGUAGGUAACGCCCAUAAUCGGGCUGGCAUUAAUCGGCACAGCCGAGCGUUAAAAUCGAAUAUGUGUAGAUGAAUGUUCGGCAGUAAUUACUAUGGGUCGGCUUUGUUGUUUCACAAAUACUGCCGACCCGACUAUGCCGGGCCGAUUAUUUGUGUAGCUACCCUUAAUUUCCACGCACCUCGUAGAUUCUACGAUUUCACCAGACGCGACGUAUUCACAAAUUACUGUUAGUAUUGUUAGGAACAUUAUUGACUAUACCCUACUAGGAUGCGAUGCGAAAGUUGUGUUUGGAAGAAAAGAUAAUUUUGAAAGUUUUUCUUUUUAUGAAAUGUUUUUUUGAAUUAUGAUAUUAGUAGGAAUCAAUUAUGCAGUUUCAGAACAAGGAAAUGGAUUUUACUAAUGACAUAGUGGCUAAUUCCGUACGGACUAAUAGCCAAAGCCGUCGCAGCGUUGGCUCUGACGCGCGACAAACUUAUUACACGUCAACCUGUCGGGUCGUUUUGUUCCUCGCGACAUCCGCCCAGAACAUGCGGCUGCCCAAAAAUAAAACACAGUAAGCCACAUUUGGAAAAAAUUACGGGACCAGCAGAAAUGAUUUUGCCUGUCUUUAGCAUAUUUAAACGUAGUGUAAUGAAGUGUUAUAUAUCAAUCAAAGCGUAAUUUAUGGACUGUUUUUUUGUAUUUUUAUUUUUUUACAUAACUUAUUUAAAACGCUUUAGCGUUAAAAAGAAUACUAAAUAUAUAAAUUUUUGACUCAGUAUGGAGCAAAUCCUUGUUCUUUCUGAUUAGUACUGGACUGAAAACUAACACAAAACACAGUAUCUCUUGUUCUAAUCGUAUAAUAAUAAGUUAAGGAAACAAAUUUGAUUUGAAUUAAAUUAUAAAAAACUAGUGGGGUCCCUUAUGAGGUUAUUUAUAGGAUAAAAUGUCCUAUACCGUGUCUCAAACUAUCUCUAUACCAAAUUUCAGUAGUUUAGUAGAAUGCAGUAUGUGCCGGUUCGAAACAAAAACAAGUGGUCGCGACAUAUUACAUGGCAAAUUACUUAACGCGGGUUUCCGUUCGCAUUUCUUAUGAAUUACAUAUGUGAAUGUGACUAUGUAACGGUGCCACAAUUUCGGCGGUUAAACCAAAACCAAAACCAAGUAUGUUACAGGAACAAAAUCAAAACCUAGUUAAACCCCCGAAACACCCAUGUCUCUUUCUGUGUUUUGAUUUAGUUUCUGAGACAAACUGGGUUUUGAUGUGGUUUUUAGUGCUAUUUUGUAUCGUACUAGGUUAAAACUUCUUAAAAUAAUUCAGGCUCAAGGCGACUACGAGGACCAGAUCAUUUUGUAGAGCGUAACAAGGAGUAUCAGGACAAGUAAAUUUUAUUCUCUGAGUUGGGCCUUACUGUGUAUUGGUUUUGGGCAGCCGCACGGUUCACGCUCCUUAAAUGUUCCACUCCAUUAAUUAAUAGUUCUUCAUUCGACAUGUGUUUUCGUGGCGCGCUUAUUAGUGUACAUUUUUAAUUUCGGCCCGCAGUUCAGUAUAGACAGUUUUUGAUGAUCAUAGAUUAGUUUUACACAAAAUAUUGUGUUGUUUCAAUUGUUAAAAGACACUAUGAACUUUAAUAUUAUUUAAGACGAUUAAAGAAUACAAAGCUUACGAAGCUACAGCAUUAUUAUACAAUGGAAUACUAAUAAAAUUGUGUGACUCGAUUUCACACGAGGAUUUCUUGAGUAGCAGUAACCAAUGCUAGAACCAAUACAUGAAAGUACUUUACAUUUUAUUAAGAAUAAAUUAAGCAUUCAUACAAACGAUAGCACAAACAUAACAUAAACAUGACUGUCCCUAGGCCGUUUGUUCGUUAAUGUUUUCCAACAUAUCUCGGCCUGUUUGAGGCGGCGGCGGGCGGCGCGGCGUAAUGAAGAGGUUCCAUUCCCUGCCUUGCCGAGACCGGUUUAUGUUCUGGCGCUGCGUAGUGCAAUUGCAUCGAGAACAGCUUUCGCGAACCAGAGCAAAGCUCGUAACUGUAGAUAAUUAUCGUUAAUCUUGUGGUUUAAUAUAUUUAAAUAAAGUUCGCACUAUUAUUCGAAUAAUGGUUAAAAUUUUAUUAAACUCUACUAAAAACUCGUAAUCUACUCGUCUAAAAAGUUUGUUUUUAUAACAAUACCUAUAAAGUCUGGUAUUUCCAUUAGAUAAUUUCAUUUCAAAUUGAAUUAAGCAAAGUACAAAUUAUGUAGUUGGCUACAUUUUAUAAAAGUCACCGAGGCAUCCUGAGACUAUUUCAUGUAAUUAUAAGCAGAAAAAACAAGAGCUAAAAUACAAACGAAUAGCUUACUUUUCUACAAACAUUUACAAUAGGGAAGAUGCAUAUAUAAUAUUUAUGAAAAUUUUAUGAUUAAAAUGUUAAAAAAAUAUAAAAGAAAUGCCACUGCAACGUUUUUAUUUUACAUAAUGUUGUUUUUUAACAAUUAUUACGAAUUUAAAAUACUUGAAACAGAACGUAUUUUAAAACACAAAUCAGCGUUUAGUGACGUCACUCCUGUUAUGACAACUUCUUUGAGGUUAUGGUUGUUAAAGUAAAUAUUAUUUUAUGGGAAUAUUAAUUGCGUUUUUUACAUUUAAUAAAAAUGGAAGUUGCGUUUAUCAAAGCAGACUCCAGGAAUUUACCAAGAGUUAGUGUUGACAUGGUUAUAACUUUUUUUGUUCAAAGUGCAGAGUUUUUAAGUGUAGAAAUGAAAGGGACUAAAUUACUACGGUAUGUAAAAAUCGUAGUUGUUAAACUUCGUAUUUUAUUCAGCGGCUUCUACAAAUCUUACGGCGAUAAUGCAAUCGGCUAUGUCCAAAUUAAAAGAGAUGGAGAAUUAUGUACAGUAAAAGGUCGAGUUCUCCGGAGCAUAAAGUACGUAAAGAAGGUUAUCGUGUUACAGUUAUUUUAAAUGAAACGCAAAGCUUGGUUCAGUCCUGCCAAUGUGAAGAUUGUGCCACACAUUUUAAAGUUUAUCUAAUUUUCGACGUCAUUCUCCAACUGUAAAAUUAAAAAUAUGUUAUAGACAGGUUUUGUAAGUAUUAGGUAGGUUACUAAUGCGUUUUUACGUACAAGCAGAUUAAUUAAGCAUAUAACAAGUAUAUUCGCCGACUUACGUCAAAGUGAUCUUCACAGCAUCGAAUAAUGGUCUUUGGAGAAUAAUUGUCAUUUCUCUUCGCAGCUUCAAACCACUUUUUUUUUCAGUUUUGGGUCAGAAGUUCCAGUCAAAAACAAUUUGUUUGGAAACUUUGUUGAAGUAGAUUGGCACAAAACAUGAGUCAACACGCUUUUUUUCGGAAUAUUAGUGGUAUUGUUAUGAUCACAUGAUGUUGAUGGAUAGUCCAUUUUAAUUUUUUCAAAAAAAUAUUUCGAAAGUCGAUAAAAUAUGCAAAAGUAUGAAAAUUUAAAGCCAGCGACGAACAAGUACGACCAGUGACAGACAGGAGUGACGUCAUCGCAACCAUAGGUUCGUUUUCGCGCGAAAAUUUAAAUUGUCA
This is a messenger RNA of Chilo suppressalis (striped riceborer), 6442 nucleotides long. Lineage: Eukaryota; Metazoa; Arthropoda; Insecta; Lepidoptera; Crambidae. The record is from the annotation of a GenBank genome assembly.